AUGAAGUUGACAAUCCCCAUUGUUGCCGCUGCACUGCAGCUGAUCGGCGCCACUUCCGCUCAGAGUGAAGCUGAAAUUGCUGGUAAUCUCGAGGGUUACUGGUCAUAUGGCAGGUCCGAGCCAGUCUAUCCAACGCCUGAGGGCCAUGGUCUCGGGGACUGGGAGUCUGCCUAUGACAAGGCUAGAGCCCUUGUCGAUCAGAUGACCAACGAGGAAAAGAACAACAUCACUUAUGGCUUCGACUCUACCACCGGGUGCAGUGGCAUGUCCGGAAGUGUUCCUCGCAUUGGGUUUCCUGGAAUGUGUUUCCAAGAUGCCGGUAACGGUGUCCGGAAUACUGACCUGGUCAAUGGAUAUCCGUCUGGAGUCCAUGUUGGGGCUGCUUGGAAUCGUGAUCUGACCUAUAAGCGCGGUCACUAUAUGGGAGCUGAAUUCAAGCGCAAGGGUGUCAAUGUUGCCCUAGGCCCAUUAGUCGGGCCUGUCGGCCGUGUCGCUAAAGGUGGACGCAACUGGGAAGGAUUUAGUGCCGACCCGUGGUUGGGAGGAGCCCUCGUUGGGGAUACUGUCCGCGGCAUGCAGGAUAACGUUAUUGCCUGUGUCAAGCAUUUGAUUGCGAAUGAGCAGGAGACUAGGCGAAUGCCACCGUCGCGCCUGGAUAAUUCUCAUAACCAAUCUCUCUCCGCCAAUAUUGAUGACAAAACGAUACAUGAGCUCUACCUUUGGGCCUUCCAGGAUGCAGUCAAAGCCGGUGCUGGCUCAAUGAUGUGCAGCUACAACCGUAUAAACAACAGUUACGGCUGCCAAAAUAGUAAGUCGAUGAACGGCCUACUCAAGGGCGAACUCGGGUUUCAAGGCUUCGUCGUUACCGACUGGGGCGCGCAGUACACGGGCAUCGCAAGUGCUCAAUCCGGGCUUGAUGUGGUGAUGUCGAGCUCAAAGUACUGGGAGAAUGGCACGCUUGCCAGUGCUGUGCGCAAUGGGUCUCUUGCUUCCACGCGUCUCGAUGACAUGGCCACCCGGAUUGUUGCUACCUGGUACAAGUACGCUGAGCUCGAGAAUCCGGGCCAUGGCAUCCCUGCGGACCUCACUGCACCGCAUAACCUGGUGGAAGCCCGGGAUUCGAAGUCGAAGGACACAAUCUUUCAGGGCGCCGUAGAAGGCCACGUCCUGGUGAAAAACACUAACAGCGCGCUUCCGUUGAACAAGCCCAAGGUCCUUUCCCUCUUUGGGUACGAUGCGAUCGCACAAUCCUCAAACACCCUUACUCCGGACGCAGGUACCUGGGUCGCGGGCCUCUCCAAUACGCUCACCUACCCCAAUGGGACCGCGGUUGAUAACGAUAUUUUGAAGUACAUGUUCCUCGGCAGCGCAGAACCUUGGGCUAAAGGGCCCGGUGUCUCGUUGAAUGGCACGAUGAUUACCGGUGGUGGCUCGGGUUCCACCACCCCAGCCUACAUCGACGCACCCUUCGAUGCAUUCCAACGGCAGGCUCGCGAAGACAACACCUUCCUCAGCUGGGACUUUGUGUCGCAGAACCCAGCCCCGAACGCUGCUUCGGAUGCGUGCAUCGUGUUCAUCAACGAGGCCUCCGCGGAAGGCUGGGACCGCCCGCAUCUUGCAGACCCCUAUUCCGACACUCUUGUUCAGAAUGUUGCCUCGAAAUGCAAUAACACGAUGGUGGUGAUCCACAAUGCCGGAAUCCGUCUCGUCGACCGCUGGAUUAAGAAUAAUAAUAUCACCGCUGUAAUCUUCGCCCAUCUUCCGGGUCAGGAUUCCGGUGGCGCGGUCGUUGAUAUUAUGUACGGUAAGCAGUCACCCUCUGGUCGGCUGCCUUACACUGUAGCAAAGAAUGAGUCAGACUACGGCGCCCUCCUGGACCCCCAAAUGCCUGACCGGGAUUAUAAUGGCUGGUAUCCGCAGUCAAACUUCACGGAGGGUGUGUACAUCGACUACAAGGCAUUCGAGAAGGAAGGCAUUGAGCCUCGGUACGCCUUUGGCUUUGGCCUUACCUAUACCGAUUUCACUUACGCCGACCUCGACAUCGAGGUCAGCCGUGGUGCAGACAAGGGAUAUAUUCCACCUGGGUCCGAGAUCCAGGAAGGCGGCCUCCCGUCUCUCUGGGACGUUGUUGCGACGGUGAACUGCACUGUUGAGAAUACUGGGAAAAUCGCCGCCAAAGAAGUCGCCCAGCUGUACCUUGGUAUUCCUGGGGGUCCAGCAAAAGUUCUUCGAGGCUUUGAUAAGCAACUUGUUGAACCGGGAAAGAGCAGGCCCUUCUCAUUUGAGCUGACCCGUCGCGAUCUGAGUACUUGGGAUGUGGAGAAGCAGACUUGGGGACUGCAGAGUGGUGAUUAUAACGUUUAUGUUGGGAAGAGCGUUUUGAAUAUUCAGUUGACGGGGAGAUUGACUAUUUAG
Molecule: messenger RNA, 2415 nt
Organism: Aspergillus puulaauensis
Lineage: Eukaryota; Fungi; Ascomycota; Eurotiomycetes; Eurotiales; Aspergillaceae
Product: beta-glucosidase
Exons: 2
Coding region: 1-2415 (804 amino acids)
Biological process (GO): glucan catabolic process
Molecular function (GO): beta-glucosidase activity
Source: RefSeq, a predicted model, not a curated record